This is a messenger RNA of Odobenus rosmarus divergens (Pacific walrus), 921 nucleotides long. RefSeq names its product dual specificity phosphatase 3 (gene DUSP3). The transcript is spliced from 5 exons. NCBI's taxonomy places the organism in Eukaryota, Metazoa, Chordata, Mammalia, Carnivora, Odobenidae. The coding region runs from base 175 to 732 and encodes 185 amino acids. Gene Ontology annotation, molecular function: MAP kinase phosphatase activity; protein tyrosine/serine/threonine phosphatase activity. Gene Ontology annotation, biological process: protein dephosphorylation; negative regulation of MAPK cascade. The record is from RefSeq and is a predicted model, not a curated record. Gene Ontology annotation, cellular component: cytoplasm.
CACAGGUCCAAAUCAAGAUGAGGGUCAAGACUCAGAAUCUCUCCCACCCGCCCGGCCUGCGGAUGCCACCAACACCAGGGGGAAAAGUUGAAGAACCUGAAGUCCAAAGCAAUAGCCUGCUCUGCUGCUCAGGAACCAAGCUGCUGCCCCGCCGUGCAGGGCCCGGCAGCCGCCAUGUCCGGCCCGUUCGAGCUCUCGGUGCAGGAUCUCAACGACCUGCUGUCGGACGGCAGCGGCUGCUACAGCCUGCCGAGCCAGCCCUGCAACGAGGUCACCCCCAGGAUCUACGUGGGCAACGCGUCUGUGGCGCAAGACAUCCCCAAGCUGCAGAAACUGGGCAUCACCCAUGUGCUGAAUGCUGCUGAGGGCAGGUCCUUCAUGCACGUCAACACCAAUGCCAACUUCUACAAGGACUCCGGUAUCACCUACCUGGGCAUCAAGGCCAACGACACGCAGGAGUUCAACCUCAGCGCCUACUUUGAAAGGGCUGCAGACUUCAUCGACCAGGCCUUGGCUCAAAAGAAUGGCCGGGUCCUCGUCCACUGCCGGGAAGGUUACAGCCGCUCCCCAACCCUCGUGAUCGCCUACCUCAUGAUGCGUCAGAAGAUGGAUGUCAAGUCUGCCCUGAGCAUCGUGAGGCAGAACCGUGAGAUCGGCCCCAACGAUGGUUUCCUGGCCCAACUCUGCCAGCUCAAUGAGAAACUAGUCAAGGAGGGGAAGUUGAAACUCUAGGGCACUCCUGCUGCCUCUUCUCUAGAGGCAGGGAGGGGAGGCUCUGGUCCAGGUGCCCCAAGCCGCCAUGUUUAGGAAACACAGUGUACCCUGCUCCCAGCAUCACCAGGCACUUGCCCACAAGUCUGUCCCAACACAGCCCUGGGCCACUUUCCCCCUGGGGAGCAUAUAAAGAAGCUUGCUAAGGAA